CAUUUAUUAAAAUACGUCGGUCACAGUUGAACUCAAUUUGCAUCGAGUAUUUGUUCAGUUGAAGUGUUUUGUGAUUUCUUUUUUUUAUCCAUCACAAAACAAUAUACAAAAUGGUUAACAUCAUGGCUGUAAAUCCUAUUAUUGCAUUAUCGACUUUAAAUUUAUUGUUUUAUUUACUGUUCAUGGCUGCAGUGUUAUGGUAUGUAUACUUUCGAAUUACACACAAGGAGAUGAUAGAGUUGGCUAGUAAGAUUCAAGGGCUAGAAGGAUUACCAAUUUUUGGUGUGGCUUUCCAGGCUAUAUGGACGGAUCCUCACACACUAUUUAUGAAGUUGUUAGAAAUAAGUUAUACUUUUGAUAUAAGAAAACCGAUAAAAGGAUGGCUAGGAACUAGAUUAGGAAUCUUUUUAUUAGAUCCUGAUGACAUAGAAGUGAUUCUUAGUAGCUAUGUGUAUAUUGAUAAGUCUCCUGAAUAUAAAUUUUUUGAACCAUGGUUAGGAAAUGGACUUUUAAUUAGUACGGGUGAAAAAUGGAAAGCACAUAGAAAACUGAUUGCGCCUACUUUUCAUUUAAACGUAUUGAAGUCAUUCAUAACACUGUUCAAUAUUCAUAGUAGAGACACUGUCGUCAAAUUGAUGAAACUGAAUAACAAGGAAUUCGACAUUCAUGACUAUAUGAGCGAAUGCACAGUUGAAAUAUUGUUGGAAACAGCUAUGGGAGUAAGUAAAAACACACAAAAGCACAGUGGUUUCGAGUAUGCUGAUGCAGUUAUGAAGAUGACUAAUAUUUUACACUUACGACACACGCGUUUGUGGUUAAGACCCGAUCUCAUUUUCAAUCUCACUAAACAUGCCAAGGACCAAUUGCAUCUGCUAGACAUAAUUCACAGUCUCACGUAUAAUGUUUUAGCUAAAAAAAAAGACGAAUACUUUAAAAAGAAAGACGCUCCAAAAAUCAAUGUGCUAGACUCCGAAUUAAUAACUCGCGAAUCGGAAAAUGGUUUGGAAGUGAACAGAAAUAAGGAAAUACCUUAUGGUAAUUCAUUUGGUCAAUCUGCUGGUUUAAAGGAUGAUUUGGAUGUAGAAGAUGAUGGAAUAGGAGAAAAGAAAAGAUCAGCAUUUUUGGAUCUUAUGAUAGAAUGCGCGGAGAAUGGUUUAGUAUUAUCGGAUAAAGAAGUUCGAGAACAAGUUGACACCAUUAUGUUUGAAGGACAUGAUACAACAGCAGCUGGCAGUAGCUUCUUUUUGUGUUUAAUGGGAGAACAUAAAGAAAUUCAGGAAAAAGUCGUCGAAGAAUUAUAUUCGAUUUUUGGAGAUUCUGAUAGACAAUCCACGUUUCAAGAUACUAUUGAAAUGAAAUUUUUGGAAAGAUGUAUAAUGGAAACUCUUCGUUUGUAUCCGCCAGUUCCAAUAAUCGCUCGUCAUCUUUAUGAAAAUGUUAAACUGGAAUCAAAGGGUAUAACAUUACCAGCAGGUGCAACUGUAGCUAUUUCCCCAUUCAAACUACACCGUAAUCCAGAUGUGUUCCCUAACCCUGAAAUGUUCAACCCUGAUAACUUUUUGCCAGAAAAAUCGGCUGCCCGCCAUUAUUACUCUUAUAUUCCAUUUAGUGCUGGACCUAGAAGUUGUGUUGGUCGUAAAUAUGCAAUGUUGAAAUUGAAAAUUCUUUUAUCUACAAUUAUAAGGAAUUUUAAAAUUCAUAGUACAGUACCCGAGAAAAAAUGGAAACUCCAAGGUGAUGUUAUUUUAAAGAGGUCUGAUGGCUUUAAAAUUACAUUGGAACCAAGAAAGUCAUUAUCUGAGAAAGUUGUAUACAAUUCAUAUAAAUGAAAAUAUUUUUAAUAAUUUUAAUGAAAAAAUAUAUUAUACAUAAACAUAA
This is a messenger RNA of Daktulosphaira vitifoliae (grape phylloxera), 1878 nucleotides long. Its product is annotated as cytochrome P450 4g15-like. Gene Ontology annotation, molecular function: monooxygenase activity; oxidoreductase activity, acting on paired donors, with incorporation or reduction of molecular oxygen; iron ion binding. The record is from RefSeq and is a predicted model, not a curated record. The transcript has 11 exons. Lineage: Eukaryota; Metazoa; Arthropoda; Insecta; Hemiptera; Phylloxeridae. Bases 111 to 1829 code for a protein of 572 amino acids.